This is a messenger RNA of Colletotrichum truncatum, 273 nucleotides long. NCBI's taxonomy places the organism in Eukaryota, Fungi, Ascomycota, Sordariomycetes, Glomerellales, Glomerellaceae. The record is from RefSeq and is a predicted model, not a curated record.
AUGCAACCAGUAGCAAGCUUGGCAAUCAUCAUCCCUCCACUAUGUACACAAGUCUGGCUGUACCGUCCGAAGUGGGAAGCCCUUAAUAUUACACGCGCACCUUUACAAAGCGCAGUUGCUGUUAGAUAUGCGGCUACUACAGCCUUGAGUCUUGGUGGAGUGAGUGUGUGUCUUUUCCUAGUCAAGAGCUCUAAUAACGAGCCGUGGCCCGGUAUCAGUGCGACUUGUUUUCUUGACUGCGUAGCCUGUUGCAAGCUGUACCUGUCGAUUUGA